AUGAUGCAACAACAGUCGACCGCUUCGAUUCUUGAAUCGAAAGAAGUAUCCGUUGAUGCUCAGGAUGUAGUGGACAAGACGCAGUCAAAGUUCGAAAAGGGUCCGAGAUUCUGGGCUAUUAUUGUUGUCCUUGCCCUCAUCAGUCUCCUAACCUCUCUAGAGGCUACAGUUACUUCAACAGUUAUGCCGUCAGUUGUAGCUGAUUUGGAUGGUGGCGAGAAUUUCAUCUGGGUUUCCAAUGCUUACUUCUUAACCAUGACCUCUUUGAUGCCAAUGUUUGGUCAGCUUGCAAACGUCUUUGGGCGUCGGUGGCCCUUGAUUAUAUCUGGUGGCAUAUUUAUGAUUGGAAGUGGCAUUUGUGGAGGAGCUAGCAGUAUGUCUGCUAUGAUCGCCGGUCGAGCCCUACAAGGUAUUGGGGGCGCCGGUAUUGGCGUCCUGUGCGAAAUCGUCAUCUGCGACUUAGUGCCCCUCCGCGGGAGAGGCACUUACAUGGGAGCUGUUUUCGGCAUGGUUGGCAUCGGAGCUGCUCUUGGUCCGCUGUUCGGCGGAUUGCUUGUCAGCUACAGCACAUGGCGCUGGGCCUUCUAUAUGACUUUACCUGUCGGCGGUGUUGCUGUUGUACUGCUGAUUGCUUUUUUGAACGUCAAGUAUGACAAAUCACAGACAUGGGCAAUCAAAAUUUCAAGUCUUGACUGGCUAGGAAACCUCCUCUUCAUUGGUGGCAUUAUCCCGGUGCUUAUUGCUCUCGGAUGGGCAGGCGGGCAACAUCCGUGGUCAUCUUACCAGGUCCUUGUUCCGCUCCUUGUUGGUCUGGCAACUCUUGCAGGAUUUAUCGUUCUCGAAGGCAAUUCUCGGAUGACACCGAAUCCCAUCAUGCCCCUCCACCUAUUCAGCAAUUCGAUCAGCUCCAUCGUCUUCCUACUUACUUUCCUUCACGGCGUUGCUACCAUGUGGGCGCUGUACUUCCUCCCAGUCUACUUACAAGGCGUUCGAGGUGUGGAUGCCUACCAGGCAGGUAUCGAUCUCCUCCCAACUAUUCUCGCUCUCCUACCUGGUGCCAUCAUGGGAGGGCUUCUCCUGAGUAAAUUUGGCCGCUACAAACCUAUCCUUGUAGUUUGCUUUGUCUUGAUCGUCAUUGGGUUUGGUCUGUUCACACGUCUCGAUGAAAAUUCCAACACUAGCGCGUGGGUGGGCUUCCAAGUUCUCGAGUCUUUCGGUGCCGGGUUGGGCAUGGCGGCGAUGCUUCCAGCGCUGCUAGCUCCAUUGACGGAUAAGGAUACUGCGCUUGCAACAGCAACAUGGGGUUUUAUGCGCAGUUUCGGUGUCAUGUGGGGAGUAGCCAUUGCUGGGACUAUCUACACGAAUCGAGCUGUGCAGCUCGCCAGCUCUGGUGCCAUUGGAGACCAAGCAGUGGCUGCGGAGUUUAAGGCGGGUGGCGCGUAUGGAGCGGCUCAAGCACACUAUCUGGAUGCUCUCUCACCAGAGACCCGCGCUCAAGUAAUUCAUGUGCAAAGCAUGGCACUUCAGCGAUCCUGGCAAGUUGCUAUAGCAUUUGGUGCAGCGGGUGUUAUUGCCGCCGCGAUAAUGAGACAAGUUGCUCUCCGCAAGGAGAAUACCACUGAAUUUGGAAUGGUGGACAAGAAGGACAAGCCUACUAAGGAAGAGGCUCAAGCAGAAACUGAGAAGAAGGUCUAG
This is a messenger RNA of [Torrubiella] hemipterigena, 1695 nucleotides long. The record is from the annotation of a GenBank genome assembly. Lineage: Eukaryota; Fungi; Ascomycota; Sordariomycetes; Hypocreales; Clavicipitaceae.